This is a messenger RNA of Nannochloropsis gaditana CCMP526, 381 nucleotides long. RefSeq lists its product as uncharacterized. The transcript has 3 exons. The annotation marks the transcript as partial. The record is from RefSeq and is a predicted model, not a curated record.
CGAGGAGUAAGGCGUCACUUGAUAUUAUCGAUUUCUGCUGUAGUAGCCCUGGUCGGGACAGGGCUCGUUUUGUUGGACAUAUCUACCUCGGGUUGGCUACCAGUUGGUCGCAUGGACGGACAUCCCGCGCAAAACGAACCUCGAUCCUUACAGGCGGGCGAAGCAAAUGUCGCGCCCGACACUGCUUCCUUCAACCGAAGCCAUAAAAAUCUUUGGCCCUUAAAUACACGGGACAGCGUAACUCUGGUACUGGCGACAAGCGGCUUGAUUCUAGCCGCCGAUGGAGGCUUCGAAGCUGGAGGCCUUCUGGUGCCUCUUUUGCUUCUUGUCCAGCAAUUUCCCAUCAGACAAGCUGUCCCGCUAUCAAACAUCGCGAUGCUG